CGUCAACGUCGGGAGCAUCUUUAACGAGUUCACCUUUUCAAUCGUUGGCACCAUGCUCCCCGCUCGUCGCCUACUUGCCACGGCCGCCACGGCGCGCCCUUCCGUCAUCAGUGCUAUUCGUCGUCAGCAUACCGUAUCACCUGCGGCUCUUUCCCAGAUUGAAACCCGCUGGGCAAAGCUCCCCGAGUGUGAACAGGGAGCUAUAGCUGAUUACCUUGCUGAGAAGCAGAAAGGUGACUGGAAGAACCUGACUUUGGACGAAAAGCGCGCUGCAUACUGGAUCGCAUAUGGUCCUUAUGGAGCUCGUACGCCUAUCGACCCCGCAAUGAAAUGGAAGGUCCUCGGAUGGUCAUCAUUCUUCUUCAGCAUUGCUGUUGGUCUCUGGGUUUACUGGACCAAAGAUGUCGUCCCGACACUCCGCACUCACACCAAGGAAUGGAAGGAGGAGGAAGAGCGUCGUGCUAUUGAGAACAAGCAAAACCCUUACAGUGGUGUUUACGCCAAGUACCGCACGGAAGUCAUGGGCGAAAAAUAAAUGUGAACACCAUUUCCCACAUAGACUGAUAACCAAUUUUUUUGAUGAUGUGCCAAAAAGUGAUAUCCAGGGCUGUGCAACAUUUUGGCCACGGAAGCGUGUACAGGUCGGAGAACCUCCCUGAAAUAGGAUAUGGAAUAGAACAAUGGAAGUGGAUUACCGUCGCUUUCCGCUUCUGACGCACGGGGGGAGCUGUAAAACAGAUUGUGAAGACGUCUUGACGGCGGUCCUGACAUG
Messenger RNA from Spizellomyces punctatus DAOM BR117, 772 nucleotides. RefSeq lists its product as uncharacterized. The record is from RefSeq and is a predicted model, not a curated record. Bases 53 to 535 code for a protein of 160 amino acids. NCBI's taxonomy places the organism in Eukaryota, Fungi, Chytridiomycota, Chytridiomycetes, Spizellomycetales, Spizellomycetaceae. Gene Ontology annotation, biological process: mitochondrial electron transport, cytochrome c to oxygen. The transcript is spliced from 4 exons.